UCAUAACCUUGUUCUGACUGCAUUAAAUGUUAGACCUACAUUAAGAUAUAAUGUGAUGAGUUAAUACAGGCAUCAAUUAAGAUCCAUUCGACAAUUUAAUUAUCAGCAACUCCAGAAUGAAGUAUGGUUGGAAAAGAUUAAUUAAAACAAUAACCAUCAUAUGUUUGUUAUACGGCUAUGACGUAGAGUGUAAAAAAAUGGUUGUUCUGGUUCCACCGUUAUGGAGUAACAUCUUGCCUGUAUUGAACGUUGUAAAAGAAUUAGAGAAAUACAACCACUCAGCAACAUUUGUUUUGUCUACCGCCAUGGACAAGGCAAUACGAUCGGGAGGAAUAUCCGUGCAAUCUGUGAUAGCAAAAAGUUUUGAUAAUAUAUCAAUGGAUAUGGUAACACAAGUUGUAGCUGAGAAACUAAAUCAUUCUCAGUCUUUUCCAUUUUCUCAAAUAUUGAAAAGAGCAUCUAAACAUUGUCAUAACUUAAUGACAGAUAAUGAGCUUUUCCAAAUUUUAUCUUCUGAACAGUUUGCCUAUGCUAUCGUUGCCAACGCUCCUGGUAUUCUAUGUUAUGAAAUCCUUGCGUACAAACUUUCAUUGCCGUUUGUUUUCAUUGGUGCACAUUAUGACUCUUUACUGAAUCGUAUACCAUUUAAUCCUGCCACCACACCGGCAUUAUGGUCAGGAUUUACAGACAAAAUGACUUUUGAACAACGUGUCCUAAAUUCCCUGUUAUAUAUUAUUCAGCUGAUCAAACCAACAAUGCCUUCUUUUGAAAAUCUUGUCAGCAAGUAUGUUCCGGAAAAGCCUUUAAUAUCAAACAGCGAACUAAAAAAUAGCUUUCUUUUACAGAUAAUUGAUGGCGAUUUUUUAAUUGAUUAUCCACUUUUAACUUCACCGAAUGUUAUUUUGUGUGGUGGUUUAGGAACAAGACCAGCUAAACCUUUGACGUCUUGGAUAGAUACAUUUGUUGAAAAGUCUAUAGAAGGCAUUGUUAUCGUUUCAUUCGGAAGUAUAAUUAAGUCAUGCUCUGAACAAAUGUUGAAUAAAUUUCUUUUAGCCUUUAAAAAGACAAAACACUUGAGUUUUAUAUUUCAGUAUGGAGAUGAUAAAAAAGAAACAGGUAAUACUUUACUGUUGCCAUGGUUACCACAGAAUGAUCUACUUGGACAUGUCAAAACGAAAUUAUUUAUCACUCACUGUGGAAAGAGCAGCGUCUUUGAAGCUCUUUACCAUGGCAUACCAAUGAUAGGGUUUCCGAUAGUUCACGAUCAAGGUGCAAACGCUGCAAUUAUUGAAGACAAAGGAUAUGGAAUAUCAAUGGAUAUUUUAAAAUUUUCUGUGGACGAAUUAGUUAAAACAAUUGAAAAAGUAGCGUUUAAUAAAACUUACAUAAGCAAUAUCAAAGUAGCGUCUGAAAUAUUCCACAGUCGUCCACAAACACCGUCACAAAGAGCAGCCUAUUGGAUAGAUCUGGUAAUAAGAUAUGGAAAACAACAUUUCAGACCAUCGUCACUAGAUAUGCCGUGGUACUCUUAUUUUAUGCUCGAUAUUUAUCUGUUUAUCACAGUUGUACUAGUCGUGGGUUUUUACUGUUUUAAACUUUUCUUAAACUUUUGUUCCCUAAUAUGCCAUAGGAAAAAGAAUGUCAAACGAAAACAAGAAUAAAAUU
Messenger RNA from Mytilus californianus (California mussel), 1665 nucleotides. Its product is annotated as UDP-glucuronosyltransferase 1A5-like. Lineage: Eukaryota; Metazoa; Mollusca; Bivalvia; Mytilida; Mytilidae. The coding region runs from base 117 to 1661 and encodes 514 amino acids. The record is from RefSeq and is a predicted model, not a curated record. Gene Ontology annotation, molecular function: UDP-glycosyltransferase activity. The transcript is spliced from 2 exons.